Molecule: messenger RNA, 1040 nt
Organism: Myripristis murdjan (pinecone soldierfish)
Lineage: Eukaryota; Metazoa; Chordata; Actinopteri; Holocentriformes; Holocentridae
Gene: ankrd1a
Product: ankyrin repeat domain 1a (cardiac muscle)
Exons: 9
Coding region: 1-927 (308 amino acids)
Molecular function (GO): protein binding
Source: RefSeq, a predicted model, not a curated record
AUGGGACUGCACAGCGUUGAGGAACUGGUGACUGGGAAGAGGUCUGAGGGCAAGGAGGCAGAAGACUUCCCAGGGGGCGUGUACGAGGCAGCUGUCAAUCAAGAGAAACAGGAUGACCGCAGGUCCCACAGGGAGAUGGGUGCAGCUCUGUCAGAGGAGGGCGACAGCGGCAGCGAGCAGGAGGAAGUCAGUGUGGCUGCGCUGAAUACGGACAAAAGUGGCAGACUGCGACUGGACACGGUGGACGACCUGUUCAACAUUCUCCAGCUAAGGAAGAAGAGGAAGGAGAGGAAGGCCCCCAUCCGCAAGAAGCAGGCUGAGCCAGAGAUCAUUCCUGAGACAGUGGAUGAGAAGUUAUUUCUUACAGCUGUCAUUGAGAACAAAAUGGCCGUGGUGGAGAAAUAUCUGUCUGACGGUGGAAACCCCAAUGUCUUUGACGAUUUCAAGAGAACAGCGCUACACAAAGCUUCCUUCAAGGGCAACGUGGACAUUAUGAAGAGGCUGUUGGAGGCUGGGGCCAACAUCGAAGACAAGGAUAAGCUGGAAGCCACAGCAGUCCACUGGGCCUGCAGAGGAGGCAGCCUGCCAGCCCUGGAGCUCCUUCUCAACGAGGGAGCCAAGUUCACCUCCAGAGACAAGCUGCGCAGCACUCCUCUCCAUGUGGCAGUGAGGACGGGCCACUGUGACUGUGCAGAGCAUCUCAUCCACUGUGGAGCAGACGUCAACGCCAAAGACAGAGAUGGAGACACGCCCAUGCAUGAUGCUGUGAGAAUAAACCGAUUCAAGAUGAUCAAGCUGUUGAUGAUGUAUGGAGCCAGUCUCACCACCAAGAACUGUGAUGGAAAAACGCCGAUGGAGAGCCUCUAUUCCUGGCAGAGCGGAGCCAAGAACAUCCUCUGUAACUUCAGUGAGGAGAAGAAGAAGUAGAGCACAACAGAAUUCAGUGAAAAGGAGGAUUCCACAUAGGGUCAGGAGGAUCUGCUGGCUUAUUAGGAAAAAUCCCUCAUAGCCAAAUAUUUUCUUUGGAGAGAUGUGGUGUG